CAAAUAUUAGCCUGGCAACGUCAUACUUUUUGCGGCGCAACAGUCCAGUAUUGCGGCACUUAACCCAUUAAAAAGCGAUAAGAUACUAUUUGCAUAAAAAGACGAUUAUUGUCAUAACUUUGAGGAGACAAAGCUAGAAGUGAGCGAUCACGCAUUCUCGCAUUCUUGUCUUAGAAAUCUCUGUAGAACGAUGAAAGGUUUCCUUGGCCUCGCUUGCACCAUUUUGACGGCACAUGGUUUCGCCGUCAAUCCUCUUUUGGAUGGUGGACCAAUUGCAAAUGCAGGCCAAUUUCCGUGGCAUGUACACGUUCAGCCUGUUGCAAAUGUUGGUGCUAACUUCUCUGGUAUUUUGAUCAAUCCCUCUUGGGUGCUUACUUGCGCCGCCUGCAUCAACAAAUCACCAGACCACACUCUAAUUUUUGGGGCUCGGAACUUGGACCUUAAUACUGAGCCAGGUCGCAUUGUCAAGUCUGUGGCCGCUGAAAACGUCUUCAUCUUCCCUGAUUACAACCCGGGGCAAUUUAAUGAAAGAAAUAUUGCACUAGUUCAAUUAAAUGAGCCAAUUCCCUCUUCGCCUUAUGUCGAUACCAUUGGAUUGCCUGAUGAGACUACUGUGUAUGAUAACUACCUUGGAAGAAUUUCUGGAUUUGGAUUUGCCGCUUCCAACGAUACUUCUGGCACGCAACUACUGCGUUAUACAGAUUUGGAGAUUUUACCUGACACAGAGUGCAGGAAUUUGAAGGAAGGACAAAUGUGUGCUCUGGUUGGCGCUGAAGGAAUUGGCCCUUGCAGGGAUGAAGGUUCUGCACUUUACAUUGUAGACUCUGAAGGCACUGCUAGAGUUGUGGGUGUGUUUUCUUACGGAUAUAACGAGGGCAGUUGCCCUGGCACGAAACCCCUUUUCACAAGAGUAUCACUGUAUCUCUCUUGGAUCGACUCCGUGAUCAAUGGAGGCACUGGGGAGAUCACCACUCCUGCCGCCGACGAAGCCGACUACGAAUACUGAUUUUUAUUAGCUGCUCUUGAUAUGCAAUAGUCUUAAAUUAAUAAUAAAGUAUUUUUGCAUUUCCCUGUCCAACAA
Neocloeon triangulifer is the source of this 1081-nucleotide messenger RNA. Its product is annotated as chymotrypsin-like elastase family member 2A. Lineage: Eukaryota; Metazoa; Arthropoda; Insecta; Ephemeroptera; Baetidae. The coding region runs from base 191 to 1006 and encodes 271 amino acids. Gene Ontology annotation, biological process: proteolysis. Gene Ontology annotation, molecular function: serine-type endopeptidase activity. The record is from RefSeq and is a predicted model, not a curated record. The transcript has 6 exons.